AUGUUGACUGAAAAGCCAAUGACCCAGGGUGAAAGUAUAGAGGAUGUCGAGCGAGCAACAGGAUCAGCUAGUUCAGAUGGCGAGCCUGAGUAUGACGAAAAUGCCGUGAAAGCACUGGUGCGGAAGCAGGACUUGAGGAUUCUACCUUUGUCUGCAUUCAUUUACCUGCUGUGCUACUUGGAUCGGUCUAAUAUCGGAAAUGCGAAGGUUCUCAAUGAAAGUGAAGGCAACGACCUUCUCACCGAGACAAAAAUGUCCAAUUAUCAAUACAUUAUCGCGCUAAUGGUAUUCCUGAUUGCAUACGCCAUCUUCGAAGUUCCCUCAAACUAUCUACUAAAAAAGCUGAAGCCAAGUCGAUGGAUCGCGUUCCUCAUGUUUUCCUGGGGCGCAAUAACAAUAGGCCUAGGCGGAGCCCACAAUUUCGGCCAAGUAACCGGCAUCCGAUUCCUCCUAGGAGUAAUCGAAGCAGGUCUAUUUCCGGGAUUGGUAUACUAUCUCACAUUCUGGUAUCGAGUUUCCGAACGGUCCCUCCGCGUUGCACUCAUCCUAGCAUCUGCCACACUGGCCGGUGCCUUCGGCGGAGCCAUUGCCUACGGUGUGGGAUUUAUGAAUGGCGCACAGGGACUAUCAGCCUGGCGAUGGCUGUUUAUCGUUGAAGGUGCACCAUCUUGUGCUUCUGCUAUCCUUGUCUGGUUUACUUUACCCGAUUAUCCAGAGACAGUGGCUUGGUUGACCGAUGAGGAGCGGGAAUUGGCGAAAGAGAGGCUGGAGGAUGAAGGGUCCAAGGGGAAUGCGGCUGCCAUGACGUGGGCUGAUAUCAAGAGUGUUCUUACGGAUUGGCGGUUGUGCGGGCAUUAUGCUAUCUAUUUCGGCAUUUCGACUCCCUUCUCCAGUCUAUCCCUUUUUACACCAUCCAUCACGGCUGGUCUGGGAUAUGAAAAUCUCCAAGCUCAACUAAUGACAGUCCCACCCUAUGCAGUUGCAUAUGUGGUCACACUUGCAGUUUCAUGGUCAGCGGAUCACUUCAACGCUCGUGGCCUACACUCUGCUACAUUCUCAUUUAUCGGCGCAAUGGGUUUCUUGGCAUCAGCCGUUCUCCCAGUGGAUGCAUACUUACAUCGGUACGGUUGCCUGAUCGUGGCAUCCAGCGGGGCGUUUUCUUGUAUACCGCCUCUUCUUGGCUGGCUGUCGUCUAACAUUGAUUCCACCGGUGCAGCUGGACUCGCUAUUGCGUUGAAUAUCUCUUUCGGGGCCCCGGGGCAGAUUGUCGGGGUUUGGAUUUAUAAGGCUAAUGAGAAGGCCCUUGGGUAUCCUACCGGUCAUUGGACUAAUGCAGCUUUGUUACUAUUUGUUUGUGUUGGAUGUGUUUUGUUGCAUCUUUAUUAUGUUUUUGCUAAUAGGAAGCGGCGGGCUUUGGGGGAGGCUAAGGCUUAUGCUUACUAA
This is a messenger RNA of Penicillium canescens, 1443 nucleotides long. RefSeq lists its product as uncharacterized. The transcript is spliced from 8 exons. The record is from RefSeq and is a predicted model, not a curated record. Lineage: Eukaryota; Fungi; Ascomycota; Eurotiomycetes; Eurotiales; Aspergillaceae. Gene Ontology annotation, cellular component: membrane. The coding region runs from base 1 to 1443 and encodes 480 amino acids. Gene Ontology annotation, biological process: transmembrane transport. Gene Ontology annotation, molecular function: transmembrane transporter activity.